AUUACGCUUCUUUUUUCCCCUUUUCCCCCUUUUUCACCCCUCGGGGGUGAAGCCUUUAUAUACUUGAGUCAUUGCGGGUUUGAUGGAGUAAUUCCAGGAUUCUUGCUACGACAAGAUCAGUUUCCGUGUUAGUUGGGGAUAACGCUACCAACCAGUAAGGCUGACCAUUUCUGCCUGAAUCGGGGUUAGCCGUUACGGGGUACGACCCCGUAAGACACGGAGUACAGUGACGAGAUCUCCGGGGUUUCCAUGUGGUGGUCGGUCAGCAUUGCCUGAGCUCGUGCUCUUUAGAUCCGACCUGAUAUGAGUGCCGAAGUGCCUUGGGACCGAGGUGGUCCUGAUGUGACCUUGCACCGAGGUAUACUCGUCCCGAAGUAAACUUGUCCCGAGGUGGUCUAGUUAUCCGAGCUCGAUCUGUUGCAGACUUGGCGUGUCAGGCUGAGCUGUUGUCCUGCUAGUUAGGUCGUUAGUUCAGCAUAAAGGUUGGUCGCCAGAUAAUUGUUGCUUAAGUGAUUUCGAGUGUCACCCAGUUGUUCUGAGGUGCCACGUAUCAUAAUGUCAUUGGAGGGCCAAAUCCGCCCUCAUUAGAACUGAUCAUGAAUUGUUUAUGCCGGAGAACUGCAAUCGGAUUUAACCAUGAACGGCAAAAUGAAAAGCAACACCCACUGGUAUCAAAAGCCCAAUACAGGAUCCAAGUUUAAGUGACCCCCCUUGUUAAAACGCAUGCAAAAAGAAAAAAAACAAAAGAAAUCCGGAGGGAAUCACCCCAACAGGGAGAUUGAUAGAACCUCAAGCAACGCGAGAGAGAAACUCUCUCUAAACAGAGAGAUCUGGGAGUGGUUGUGCGACUUGCAGAGAGGGAGUGGUUUCAGAGUGGUUAUGCUCUCAAUUGUUUAUAUAUAUUAGGAACAUUUCACUAUGAAUUUAACAGACAUGUGUUUGUGCAGAGUUUUUGAUUGCAGGAGAUUCGGUCUCCCAUGCCCUAUUAUGCUUGUAGUAAAAUAAACAGCAGCAAGAAGAUGAAGCAAAAACAUGAAAGCCCUAAGUAUCCAAUCUUCACCACUAGAAAGUAGAAACCACCCCUUUGGAUAGGACGCAUCAAGCAACAGAAACAUAAAGAGUGGAACUUGCUUCCCCUGUGUCUUCUCCCCUUCUCCUUUUAUGCUUUUUCCUCUCCCUAGAUCUCCUUUCUUCUACUCCUCAGCGGUGGAGUUAAGUAUUCAUUGGAAAUGCUCAGAGUACAGUGCAAGAAACAUAGAUUGGGUUAGGGUUACAAUUGGGAUUGCGGUUCAAGCAUACAACAACUCAGGUUGGGCCAGAGUUGACCUCAACCGGACCUAACCUGGACCACUUGCACCGUAUUCCUGGAUGUUUAUACCCAUCUCUGCAAGCAAAAACUGUACACACUCUUAAGUUCGGGCAUUUAUAAGCAUCCAAUCACACGUUUGGGUAUUUAGUGAAGACUAUUCACAAAUUAGUACGAAUUGAGAUUUUCUGUCAACAAAACACGCUCCAACUCACUAUUAACUUGAUCAUCAUGAGAUUGGGCCACGCCAUAAAAGUGGAAUACGCCAUAUAUCAGAUUUGCGGUGGUAGAGGGUUGGAACGCGUUUUGGACUCCAUUAUUACUACAGAACAAUAAUGCCCUGUAUUGGAACAUUGGGAGAUAUUCCCAAUGUGCCAUGGGUAGAGAUGGAGGAACAACCUGUGGGCAGCAGAUCCGAACCUAUUUAUAUCGUGUGUGUGUUUGUGCACAGAGUUUUUGUUUGCAGGAGAUCCGGCUCACGGCUGACCGGCCGCCGAAGCCCGAGUCUCGACAGAAAAAUUGAUUGGUUUGUCUCCUCGUACAGUCGUAUGUAUGCUAUCAAGUGAAAAUAAAACGAGGUCGACCGAUUUUGCGACUUGCACUGCACCCCCAUCUCAAAUGGCGUUUCGAAGCAGACGAUUUGUUGGGUUUCUGGCGCUUCUCAACGGGACCAGGUACCAUUCAUCGUCCUCUUCACUUUGGUCAGUUUCAUUCUCCCCAUUUUCAACACUAGAAUUUCGAGACAAGUACACGAAUUGCGAACCACCAGAUAACCGGAUUAAACGCUACUCUAGUCUCGACGAAAAAUUCGUGUUGGACCAGCUCUCUGAUUUGCUACCUAUCUCUCCCAAAACAUCAAGCUACUCUCGGUAUAUCGAGAAUUCAUCCGGAAAACAUAUCGAAACCAAGGCGGUCGAUGGCUUUUUAUCACCUGAAGAGAAACUGAGAGGGGUUUUCCUUCAGAAAUUAAGAGGCAAAGCUGCAAUUGAAUCUGCCCUGAUGGCUACCGGAGUCAAUUUGAAUGUAGAAAUACUUGCAGGAGUACUGAAUAGAGGGAAUUUAGGCGGAGAGGCAAUGGUUACCUUCUUUAACUGGGCCCUCAAGCAGCCCCAGGUACCGAAAGACCUUCAGACUUACCAUAUAAUUCUUAGGGCAUUGGGAAGAAGAAAAUUCUUCAAUUUCAUGGAAGAAAUCUUGCAUGAAAUGAGCAAGCAAGGAAUGACACCUACUUGUGAAACCCUGUCCACUGCAAUGGAUAGCUUUGUUAGAGCUCGUAGAGUGUCAAAAGCUGUCCAAAUGUUUGGAAGAUUAGAAGAGUUUGCGUCUAAACCUGAUACCGAGUCUUUUAAUGUGCUUCUGCGCUGUCUAUGCCAAAGAUCCCAUAUUGGAACUGCGCACUCACUCUUCCAUGAAAAGAAAGGGAAAAUACCCUUUAAUAUUACUAGUUACAAUGUUAUUAUCGGUGGGUGGUCGAGAUUAGGUAGAGUCAGUGAAGUAGAGGGGUUUUUGAAAGCAAUGGUAGUGGAUGGAUUAACUCCCGACUGCUGGACUUUUAGUUACCUUCUUGAGUGUUUAGGUAGAGCUGGUCGAGUUGAUGAUGCUGUUGGGGUAUUUGAAAUGAUGGAGGAGCAAGGCUGUGCACCAGACACUGUUGCAUACAAUGCAAUGAUUUCCAAUUUUAUUUCAGUUGGAGAUUUGGAUGAAUGUGUGAGAUAUUAUGAGAGUAUGUUGGCAAAGAAAUGUGCACCAGAUUUAGAUACUUACACCAAAUUGAUUCAUGGCUUUCUCAAGGCUCGAAGAGUAGCUGAUGCACUUGAAAUGUUUGAUGAAAUGUUAGGCAGAGGGAUCCUUCCAAAUAUGGGGACAAUUUCAUCUUUUAUUGAACCUUUGUGCAACUUUGGUCCACCUCAUGCUGCUAUGAUGAUGUACAAGGGAGCAAGAAAAGCAGGAUGUAGAAUAUCGCUGAAAGUUUAUAAGUUGUUGCUCAUGAGACUUUCCAGAUUUGGUAAAUGUGGAAUGAUUUUGAAACUCUGGGAUGAGAUGCAAGAGAGUGGCCAUUCUUCUGAUUCUGAGAUUUAUGAAUAUGUCAUUAAUGGUCUUUGUAAUAUAGGGCAGCUGGAAGCUUCUGUGCUUGUCAUGGAGGAGUUAUUGAGUAAAGGAUUUUGCCCCAGUAGGGUUAUCUAUAGCAAAUUGAAUAAUAAGUUAAUGAAUGCAAAUAAAGUAGAGAGGGCAUACAGGCUCUUUUUGAAGGUUAAGGAUGCUCGGUGCAGUGAAAAUGCACGGAAAUUUUGGCGUGCUAAUGGCUGGCACUUUUAAGUGUGUGCUUUUAUCAGAUGAAGGUGGUAAAAGGUAGUGCCAAAGGGUUAUCUCUGAUGUCUUGUUGUCUUCUCCAAUUUAGAAAUGGCUGAUAUUUCUUUUUCCAAUGAGAGA
This is a messenger RNA of Nelumbo nucifera (sacred lotus), 3736 nucleotides long. The record is from RefSeq and is a predicted model, not a curated record. NCBI's taxonomy places the organism in Eukaryota, Viridiplantae, Streptophyta, Magnoliopsida, Proteales, Nelumbonaceae.